AUGGAGGCCAACCAUGAAGAGAGCUGCCUGUUGCCUUACUGGACAAGUGCUUGGGCUGGUAGCGACCUGCUCGAAGAGGACGCGCUCUUCUCCAGCCUCUCCUUCCCGAGCUUGCACUUCCAGCCAUCCUACUCGACCAUCAUCACCCCCAGCAACAUUCUGCAAGAUGAGCUCGACGCCAUCUUCAAGGACGACGUGCUGAAGCACUGGGACGAGAUGGAGCGAGCUGGCUGCAAGGCGGAGGACGGCCACAAGAGGUUGCCGCUGCUCUGCUACGGCGAGGAGAAGGAAGUGUCCUCCGGCUCCGACCCCGGCGCCGAGGUCGCCAGAGCGUGCCGGCGGGCGAGGCCGCCGGAGGAGACGGCCCUGACGUUCGAGCUCGUGUCGCAGUACUUCUACAUGCCGAUCAUGCAGGCGGCGCGGGAGCUCAACGUCGGCCUCACCCUCCUCAAGAAGCGGUGCCGGGAGCUCGGCAUCCCCAGGUGGCCGCACCGCAAGAUGAAGAGCUUGCAGUCCCUCAUCAACAAUGUCCAGGAGGCCGGCAAGGCGACCGGGGAGGAGCAGCUGCGGGCGGUGGUGGAGAUGCUGCAGCAGGAGAAGCAGCUCCUGGAGCAGAGGCCGUACGUCCAGCUCGAGGAGAAGACGAAGAGGCUCCGGCAGGCCUGCUUCAAGGCCAACUACAAGAAGAGGCGGCUCUUGGCUCUCGAAGCUGGGGAGGCACCAAGAAGAAUAACCCCCAAGUACUGAUCCAAACCAACAGCAAAUACUAUGUACAAGUGAUGAGGUCCUUUUGCAAGUUUCAUGCCGUCAUGACGGGAUUUCAGCUUAAUUAUCCUACGUCUUC
Panicum virgatum (switchgrass) is the source of this 844-nucleotide messenger RNA. RefSeq names its product protein RKD5-like. The record is from RefSeq and is a predicted model, not a curated record. Bases 1 to 747 code for a protein of 248 amino acids. Gene Ontology annotation, molecular function: DNA-binding transcription factor activity. Lineage: Eukaryota; Viridiplantae; Streptophyta; Magnoliopsida; Poales; Poaceae. The transcript has 4 exons.